GCAAACCUCAGUCUGUUCAGACGCUGUUCGGACAUAUAGAAGGAGUAAAAGCGAUUGCAUAUAUAAGAUAUCAGGAGGAAUAACCCCUUAUCAUCAAAUUACACACAAUGGCCUACAAGUGGGUGCAAUCCUCGGCCUACUCAUCGAUUCCGGAGGAGGCGGUGGUGGGCGGCAACGAUGAGGACGGCGCCAUGAUUUACGUGGGACGGGCGGAACACGACGGCGACAUGCUGGUGUGCAAGGUGGUUCCCAGCAAGCAACUCGGAUUCAUUUCCCAGCGAGGAGAAGCGCUGCCCAAGGACAUCUUCGAGGUGCUGUGUGGUCAGAAUCUGGUGUGGAUCAAGUGCUACGAUCAUGUGAUUCCCGAAAAUGCGGUUCUAUGUGGAAGAACUUCCCUGGAUCAACCGGUUUACAUAGGACGUGGCCAUUAUGAGGGUCAUCUGAUCAUUGGCAAGAUAUCCUCCGUUCACCGAGCUCUUUUCAUCGCUUAUCGUGGAGCCGAACGUCGUUUGGAUUCCUAUGAGAUUCUGGUGGAGGAGCGUCGAGUGGUUCCGGGUUGGCAACUGCCCCCACCUCCUCCUCCACUGGAACUGGCGGAAAAGUGCCCGCUCACCCCGCCACCACCACCUUCUCCGCCGGCAAUUGCUCCUCCCUUGCCGGCCAAACCAUAUCCCUAUCCGGAUUUGGCAGCUAUGCCUUUUCCCCUGACGGACAGACCACCGGCUUACACGCCCACGCCGGAUCCACUGCCUCGUGGGGGAGUAAUGGUCAUGCCACGCCCCCCACAGCCACCGCCUGCGGGAGGAGUACUGGUCAUGCCACCACCACCUCCUCCACCACAGCCAUCUUUCACCCCCGCAGAGGUCUCCGCUUCGCCAGCUCCCUCAUUCGUUGCCGCUGAGGUCACCGCAGUAUCCGUACCCGUAGGACCAACCUUCACUCCCGCUGGCACCUACAAUCCCUACGAGGCGGGAUGCUCCUCCUCCUACACUCCGGCGGAAUGUGCUCCCGGUUACGAUGCCUACGGAUAUGGAAAUAACUACGACGUUUGGGUAUCCGCCGAACCAGGAUACUAUUACUCACCCGAUGCUGUGGUUGGAGGUCACGACAGCAACAUGGAGCAGCUGCUGGUGUGCCGAGCCUGGUAUCGUGGUGUCCAUGUUCCCGGAAAGGCGGUUCCCAGCCGAGGAUGUGCAUAUAUAGCUCAUGGAGGGCGUGAGAUCGUGGAGCCCUCGUACCAGAUGUUGGUGGGCCAGGGCAAAUACCACUGGGUACCCUCCUACGGAGGAAAUGUUCCGCCAGGAGCUGUUGUGGCCGGCAGAACACCAAGUGGAGAACCUCUCUACAUCGGAAGGGGACAGUACUGUGGAAGCCUGACGCCCGGUGUGAUUGAGCCAUACAAUCGAUGCCUGCAGAUUCCUUUUGGCGGUCAAGAAAUCCGUCUGAGCAGCUACGAAGUUCUGGUCAGGAGCGAUAUUUUCCACGGACAGCAGGCCAUCCGAUUGGUUUACUAAAAACAACCGAAAAUAUAUUAUAUUUAUAUAAAUUAACACUUUUUAAAAAAUUCACGAGCAGCUUACUCAACAAAACCAUACAGUCAAAUGUUGCGUAUUUAUUUUAAUAACAAAUUAGUUUUUCCUUAGUAUUUUUUUAAUGAUCUAAUGUUACAACAUGUAAUGGUUUUGUUUAUGUUUUUAAGUUGUAUCUUUUGUUUUGCACAUUCACGAGCACUAUACAUAUCUUAUUCAGAUGCUACAUACUAUAUCUUUCAAACUUAUUAUCACUACCUCUGAAACACCAAAGAAAAUGAAAUACCUAAAAUGUACAUAUUUUAGUAAAUAAAAAAUAUUUAUUAUCACGGA
Messenger RNA from Drosophila ficusphila, 1862 nucleotides. RefSeq names its product peroxisome proliferator-activated receptor gamma coactivator-related protein 1. Lineage: Eukaryota; Metazoa; Arthropoda; Insecta; Diptera; Drosophilidae. The record is from RefSeq and is a predicted model, not a curated record.